UCCCCCGGCCUCCUCCUCCCCCCGCGCCAUGUGGGGCCGGCGGCGGCACAGGCCCGGGCCCAGCGGCUGCAGCGCGGAGGAGCUGCGGGCCCGGCGGCGGGAGCGAGAGGCAGCUCUCAGGAAAGCCCGGCGGCAGGAGCAGCUGGUCAGCAAGCGGCUUCUGCGGGAGGACACCGCAGUGGAGGAGGGUGGACAGGAUGGAGCAGAGAUCGUGCUGGACCCUCUCUCGGAGGAUGAGGUUCUUGAGCUGCUCAGAGGCGUGCAGAGGGGUUCAGAGGACAGGAAGAGAUCGCUCAGCCACCUCCACUGGGCUCUGCAGAACAAGGAGACUCAGCAGAAGUUUGUCAGACUGGACGGCAGCGUCCGGACACUCAUCGGGCUCUUCACCAGCAACCUGGCUGACUUGCAGAUGGAGGCAGCCCGCUGUCUCCAUGAGCUCUCCCACUCCAGUGACCCUGCUGUGGCUGAGGCUUGUCUGCCAGUGACCCCCUAUCUCCUCACCUACCUCUCGGGACACAGUGUUGAGUUCACGGAGCUGUGUUUGUACACGCUGGGGAACCUGGUAGUGGAAAGUGAAGCUGUGAGGAAGCAGCUUCUGCCUCAGGGCAUCAUUCCAGUGCUGGCAUCCUGCAUCCAGUCCCCGCACGAGGCUGUGCUGGAAGGUCUGGGCUACGUCCUCUCGCAACUCCUCCAGGCCAAGGAAGCCCCCGCAGAGAUCAUACCCUUGGUUCUGGACUCCGUGCUCCCCCAGCACAUGCUUCGACUGGCUUGCUCUGGCCUCAAGGCUGGGAUAGGAGCAGCCGUGGAGUUUGCAUGGUGUCUCCACUACAUCGUUUGUAGCCAUACAGCCAACACGGUGUUGCUGUCGCUGGGGGCCUUGCCUGCCCUCACCUCGCUCUUGCUCGACCUGGCUUCUGAAAUCCCCCAAGAGGCUCCUGAGGGCCUGGAGCUGCUUGUCUGCCCAGUGCUGCGGUGUCUCAGCAACCUGCUCACGGAGGAGACGAGCUACGAAGUCCAGAUCCAGGACGAGCGCCUGCUCAUCACCCUCUUCCUCAUCCUGCAGUGCUUCUUCCAGCAGCACCCGUUCAUCGUACAGGAGUGUCUGUGGCUGCUGAACAACCUCACAGCGGAUGAGCCCUUCUUCUGCUCUGCUCUCCUCUCCCUGGACUUGCUCCCAGCCCUGCUGCAGCUCCUGCCAUGUUCCCAGAUGGCCAGUGUGUUGGUCCUGACAGUUCUGUGCAAUAUUGCAGAGAAGGGGCCAGCCUACUGCCAGCAGCUGCACCAGCAGGCUGCCCUGCCCCUGCUGCUGCCCACCCUCACGCUGCCUGACCCUGAGGUGGUGGGGCAGUGCCUCGAGCUGCUGCAUCUCCUCUUCCUGCACUGCCCAGAGGCUGCUGCUGACUUCAUCAGGCAAGGCGGGCACCAGGCCCUUGAGCAGCACCAGAGCACCCCACAACUCCAGGAGAGAGCACGAGCACUGCUGGACAUGGUCGUGCAGCCCCUGGGAGCCUCCACCUUCAGUCCCUGCCACCCCACCUUGUCUGCCUUCCCCUAGACUGCGCUGCCUCCCUUCCCUCCGAGGAGGAGUAAACCAUUAGUUCACCCUGUGCCCUGCUUCCCCAAGGGCUGGUUAUGGGUCUAACCGCCAGCUGCAAGCACCAGUGCUGGCUGCACGGGGACGCUGGUCCUCACAAGAUACAGCUGUUUCUGUCCUUGUCACCACGUGGCAACCCCAUGCCCUCCCCAGAGCUUGGCACAGGGGCAGAGCUGAGCUGCAGCCUGGGCAGAUGGGCUCUCGAUGCCGGGGAGGCAGCAUAUAAACCUGCUGAAUCCCUCCAACAUCUCUUUUUGGCUUUAAACCCGACUCAUGAAGCUCAGGGUAAGCAUAUUGCAUUUAUGCGAUUGAUAAGUUAAAGAUACACGUUUUGCAUUAAAGAUCAUCAGUCAAGU
Molecule: messenger RNA, 1950 nt
Organism: Grus americana (Whooping crane)
Lineage: Eukaryota; Metazoa; Chordata; Aves; Gruiformes; Gruidae
Gene: TMCO6
Product: transmembrane and coiled-coil domains 6
Exons: 12
Coding region: 29-1555 (508 amino acids)
Biological process (GO): protein import into nucleus
Molecular function (GO): protein binding; nuclear import signal receptor activity
Source: RefSeq, a predicted model, not a curated record